Molecule: messenger RNA, 3098 nt
Organism: Ruditapes philippinarum (Manila clam)
Lineage: Eukaryota; Metazoa; Mollusca; Bivalvia; Venerida; Veneridae
Product: alpha-(1,3)-fucosyltransferase C-like
Exons: 1
Coding region: 841-2043 (400 amino acids)
Cellular component (GO): membrane
Molecular function (GO): alpha-(1->3)-fucosyltransferase activity
Source: RefSeq, a predicted model, not a curated record
GGUGGACAAAAGCCCUCCCGUGAAUGACUGCGCGAACAAUAGCUCUCCCGUGAAAAUAACAGGUGUUUGGUUUUCAGAAAUUACACUGUAAAUAAAUAUAUAUAAAUUGGGAGACAUACUGGAUUCGCCGACUGAAUACGUUUGAGUCAUCAGGAAUCAAUAAACGAGACUAUUUUUUUUCUUCUUAAGAAUCCAGUUCAUGCAUAUUGUCCGCAAGCUAAAUUAUCUUUUGUAAAGUUUAACACAGUGACCUUCCAAUAAUGGUCUUUACAUGAUCGAUGCAAUUGUAUCACCUUCCUAGCGACUAUGUUUCAGUUUAUUUUUUGAUAUUGUACAGUUCACAAGUAUAGAGAUUUUGUGCUCUAUUGUGUUUACACUAUACAUGUAAUACACUCCUGAUGAAGGUAUAUCACGCCGAAAGUGCUUGGGUAUUUAUUCUUUAGCACUGUAUGAUUGUAUAUUUUUCCCAAUUUAUUGUUUUCAUCUACGUUCUUGUAUCCUUCUUGGGAUGCAAUGUUUUUGAAAGGCAUUUUGUAGAUGCAAAUAUUUUUCACAAAUCUCUCUCUCUCUCUCUCCCCCUCUCUCUCUCUCUCUCUCUCUCUCUCUCUCUCUCUCUCUCUCUCUCUCUCUCUCUUAGGGAGUGAAACUUGAGUACUUUAUCAACAAAUCGCUCGAUUAAAUGGAAAAUAAACAACUGACUAUUGAAAGUAAUUUUCUAAAAUGCUUUAAAAGGGGACAAAAAUCAUCGAUAUAAUAUCGUCAUCUUACAAUUAACAUCAUUGAAUCAUAUUGUGUUUUAAAAUCAGGUUAAAACCGUAGAUAUCAUCUGUUAAUGAAAAAAUGAGGCGUCAUUCGCGAUAUUGUUGUUUUUACUUCAUACUUAUAAGUUUUAACUUUUUUCUGAUUAGAAAGUUUGCAUUAGAACACAAUUUCGGACAUAAUUUGAUGGAUGUGGAUCUUAAUCAAUCUACUUUGAUAAAAAAAGACAUAACUGAACAAAAAUUAAAUCGGUUAUAUUUUGAGCAAAAUGUGUUUGAUGUGUCAACUGGAGAUCAACACGAAGUCCAUUCUAAAAAAAUUAUCAUGUUUUACAAUCUACCACAAUAUAUGAACAAUUUUCUUAAGACUGAUCUUUUAUAUAAAAAUUGCGAUUAUAGAAAUUGUAUGUUUACAAAAGAUGCCAAAUACGUCCAUUCUGCUGAUGCGCUUAUAUUUUAUAUUGGUAUACGAAACAAAAGAAUGGGAGUAAAACCACCUUUAACAGAGCAAAAAAGAAAUCCUAAUCAAAUUUGGAUUUUUACAUCAAAUGAACCACCAGAACAUUAUUACAAUACAGACUAUUUUCUAUCAUCAUGGAAAAAUACAUUCAAUUGGUCUAUGCUAUAUAGACUAGAUUCAGACAUACCAAAUCCCUACGGUUGUUUAUUGCUUCAGACAUAUGAGAGCAAGCGAAAUUAUGAUUUAAUCUUCCAGUCCAAAGAUAAAAAUGCUCUUUGGAUAGUCAGUCAUUGUCAUGUUUCGAGUGAGAGAAGAUUAUACGUGAACAAUAUGAUAAAAUAUGGAUUUGACGUAGAUAUAUAUGGCGGUUGUAGCUCUGACGGUUUAAAGAUAAGCAAAAAUGAACUUGAUUUAUUAAUUCCAAGAUAUAAGUACUUCUUAGCAUUUGAAAAUUCUAUUUGCAAUGAUUAUAUCUCAGAAAAAUUCUUUCAGAAUUAUAAUCACAGUUGGAUUAUUCUUGUAAGAGGGGGUGCAGACUACCAUAAAUUGCUACCAAAAGAAACGUUUAUUAACACAGCUGACUUUUUAAACGUGUCAAGUCUUGUACAAUACCUUAUUGAAGUAUCCAAUGAUAGAGAGAUAUAUGAGAAUUAUUUAAGAAAGAAAGAUCGUUUUAUAAGUUUACGAUGGCCAAGAAACAGGAAUUGUGAAAUAUGUCGUAGACUUAACAAUCUAAAUAGAUUUAAAAAAUCAUACGAAAAUGUAGGACAAUUUCUUAAUCUUGGGCAAUGUAGACGAGCUGCGGAUCUGAAAUUUAUUAAAUAAUGCGCCAUACAUAAAUAUGUUUAUUAAAUGGAUAUUUAUUUGACACAAGGUAUAAUGUGUUUUUUUAAAGAGGACCAAGCAAUUGAUUGUGUUAAUGAGUAUUGAUUAUUUUUUGUUAUUUGAAUUUGUUCUUAGUGUGAAGCAUUUCAUUUAUGUAUUAUUUUGCAAUCGCUUUUAUGCUUUGAUCUGUCAAAGGAGAGAAAAAAAUAUUUUGGUGUUUUGGGUUUUAUCCUUGAAACAAAAGCUGCGUUUAGGAUUAUGGUUAUUCAUUUCUAUUAUUCAUUUCUAUUAUUGCUAAUUUAUGAUAUAACGACCAGGUUAAGCUAUAUAUACAACAUAUACAACAUGUGCACCCUGUUAAUAUCUUAUGUUAGGGCUCAAUGGGCCCUGUAGAUACAAAUCUAUUUGGAAAUAUAAAAUAUGUUCAUCAAGAUGUGUUUGCAAAUAAACUUUGAAAACUAAGUUCAAGUUAUUUUCAUUUUUUAUCAUAAGAUUAUCAUCAGAUUAACACAAGAUAUUCUUUAUUAUUUUAAAAUCUAAUAUGCAUUAUUUUAUAAUAUAUAAGGAUAUUUGUUUGUUUGUGUGUAAGAUGAAAUUUUAUUUCAUCGAGUGGGCUUUAAAAACAGUAUUCUCACGAGUGGAGUUACAUCUUACACAACAAACAAACACAUUUUUUUUAUUUUAUGCUUAAAAAAAGGUAAAACGAAAUUUCCAUAAUAUUAACGAUGAUAUUAAAAUCUGUUUCCCCAUUGAGAGCCCCAUUUAGUCGGAAUUUCUCAUGUAAUUCACUAUCUUAGUAAUAUGUUCUUGCCUGUUGACAAUUCCAAUCAUUAAUUGCAUUUUGAAAAAAGAUAACAUUAUAUUUCCUAUAACAUCUAGGACCUUUUGUUUGUUUGUUUGGAUUUUUACGGCAAGUCAACACAUAACUGGCCAUAUCGUGACGGAUGCUAUAAUAGGCUUAAAAUGUUAUGUAAAACUUUGUAAAUGACAAUAGAAAUGAGCAAAUUAGAUCUUAGAAUGCAAGUUUAUCUCUUUCAAAUAAUCAAUUAUGUUUU